Messenger RNA from Rhipicephalus sanguineus (brown dog tick), 1430 nucleotides. RefSeq lists its product as uncharacterized. Gene Ontology annotation, cellular component: ribonucleoprotein complex. Bases 49 to 1278 code for a protein of 409 amino acids. The record is from RefSeq and is a predicted model, not a curated record. Gene Ontology annotation, biological process: retrotransposition. Lineage: Eukaryota; Metazoa; Arthropoda; Arachnida; Ixodida; Ixodidae. The transcript has a single exon. Gene Ontology annotation, molecular function: single-stranded RNA binding.
CUCGGCGGCUGUGUACCAACGCAGACCGCUAAUCCUUUCACUCUUGUCAUGCAGGUGUUUCAGUGCGCAUUCCUGCGCAUACUGCUUUUCGUUUCCCUGCCAGCUUCUUUGACCACACCGUUGCAGUAUCAACAUCGUUCCAGCGAAAGUGGCGCGUUUACCUGUCACGCCCUCUUGGUCUUCGACACAAGCUUAUCAACCACAAUGUACUUGGAACCACUGGACUUCACCAAAUGCAACAGAUCUGGAUCCCUUCCGGCGCCACCGGUCAGCUACAUGGUCCUCGACAAAACCUGGUCGACGCUAUCAGCAUCGGCAUCGAUGCCUGUGUCGACUACAAAAGAGCGGCCUUUGCCGGCGGCGCUGUGUGGGCUCGGCGGCUGUGUACCAACGCAGGCCGCUAAUCCUUUCACUCUUGUCAUGCAGGUUAGUAAAAUUUACAGUCUUUUCGCUAAGAAGUCUAGUAAUUACCUGCUGUUUGAGCUGCCGAGCCCACACUGCUGCGUUCUUGUUGCACUUGAGUGCUCUCGUGUGAUUCCUGCCUUGUUGAUGAUGUCGGGCGAUAUUGAAAGCAAUCCGGGUCCUGCUUCUAAUGCUGUACUAACUGAACUGCAGAAAUUGUCUGCCGGUCAGACGGAAUUAAUCAGUCAGGUACAGGACCUUAAGUCUCAUUUGUUAUCAACCGAUAAAUCUAUAGCAGAUCUCAGUAGACGCAUGACUGAUCUAGAAGGGCACUGUCAAAAUAUUAUUUCCUUGCGUACUGAUGUGGAAGCGCUUAGAAGAGACACCGCUCGCGCGAGUGACCUUUUGCGCAAGCUUGAAGCGCGCGUGGAUGACGCCGAGAGUCAUUCUCGGCGCAACAACCUCAUAUUUUAUGGCCUUCCUGAAUCAACUAGAUCUGAAGCAUUUGCCCAAGUUGAACAACUCGUCAUUAAGCACUGCCAUGAUCAUCUGGGUAUUUCCAUCGAUCCGAAAGAAAUUGAUCGCGCGCAUCGUCUGGGUCGCCGCAAGGGUACUAACCACCAUCGCCCCGUAAUAGUUAAAUUCGCAUUCCAUAAAACAAAAGCAGAGAUUCUUUCUAAUGGACGGAAAUUUAAAGGAACCACUUUUAGUGUUGGUGAAGACUUUUCACGUCGUGUACAAAACGUCCGUCGGCAAUUGAUUGCCUUUGCUAAAACCAAGUCGCUGCCUUUUCCCAUCACUUACAAAACACUGCUAAUGGGUCACAAGCGCUACGUCUACGAUGAGCAAUCGCAAACUGUAAGGGAAGCAUCGUAGCAAUUUCCUCGGCGCAAAUCUGCCGGGCACACCCCCACACCUCAAUCGGGCCUGUCACUUUCGGUAGUCUUUGCUAACGCGCGCAGUUUUUUUCCUAAACGCAUCACUUUUUCUGAGCUUGUUUUAUCAUCAUGCAGUAACGUAUUGGUGAU